GGAGAAUCGGCGUUCAUUUCGAAUUCAGUGGGGCUUCAUGGACGAGCGGGCAUGGCUACGCGAGUUAGACUUUUACAGGUCAUAACGUUGUUCCUGUUUUUCUUUCACGACGCAGUAUCAGCAGCAAAUGCAGGAAGGAAAGGAAAUUCGGAAAAGUGUGGUUACAAGGGAGUCCAGUCCAGUUCAGAUGAGAGUGGACGAAAGCUCAUCACAUUUCGAAAUGACAACUGCUCUUUGAACUGGAACCUAUGGGGGAAGCAUGCUAUUCAUGAAGUGAACAACAUCACCUUCAGCCAUUUGGCUUGUGAUAACCAGGCAGCUGUAAUGGUCCAUUGGAUGGCGAGUCCACUUGGGAUAGAACAUGUGAAGGGCUUUCGAGUAUAUCUGGAGGACAAGAACCCAGAGGGAAAGCAGUGUCAACACAUGAUCCUGAAAGAUCCGCGCCAACUCAAUUUCUCCUUUAAGAAUGUUAAAGUGAGCUCUCAGCCCUUCGUCGGUCUGGCCUUCGACAUGGACUACAUGGUCCGGAUUGUUCCCUUUCCCACCUUCAUGAACGACAGCUUCUUCCCUCCUUCCUUUCUGCGCACUAACAGUUGUGAAGUGCUUCUUGGCCCAGACAACCUUGUCUGCAAACCAUUUUGGAAGCCCAAGACGCUAAACGUCUCCCAAAUCGGCUCAAACUUGCAAGUUGUGUUCGAUCCUGCUCCUCCUGCGUUUGGAUAUAACACCUAUUACCUCUACUAUAAGUUGCGUCAGGAGGGCCACUUCAGACUGAAACGCUGCAAACCGGAGCUCAAUAGCCCAAAAACAACAUGUGUUCUUCAAGAUGUCACCCCGGGAACGUAUGCAAUAGAGCUCCGCGAUGACGCAAACAACACGAGAAGACAGACGCAGUACCACGUGAGCCAAGUGCAUUCUCCCUGGGCCGGUCCAAUCCGCGCCAUGGCCAUCACCGUGCCUCUGGUCAUCCUGUCCGCCUUCGCAACCCUCUUCACCGUCAUGUGCCGCAAGAAACAGCAAGAGAACAUUUACUCCCACCUCGAUGAAGAGAGCUCCGAGUCGUCAUCUCACACCACCGUUUUGAACACGGAGAGGCCCCGGCCCCGGCCCAAAGUCUUCAUCUGCUACUCCACGAAGGACUGCCCCAAACACCUUGCCGUCAUCCAGAGCUUCGCCUUCUUCCUGCAGGACUUCUGUGGCUGUGAUGUGGUGUUGGAUCUUUGGGAGCAUUUGGAGAUUUGCAAGGAAGGUCAGAUGGCCUGGCUGAGCCGAAACAUUGACGAGGCUCACUUCCUCAUCACCGUGUGCUCCAAAGGCCUCAAGCACUUUGUGGAGAAGAGGCAGCAGAAAGGGAAGGCCGCGUCGAAGGAAAGGAACAGAGAGCUGCCCGCGGGCAACGCGAGCAGCAGGGACCUGUUUGUCGUGGCGGCCGCCCUGAUCGGCGAGAAGCUGCGCGACGCCCGCCAGAGCUCGGCCGACCUCUCGCGCUUCAUGGCCGUGUACUUCGACUACUCGCGCGAGAGCGACGUGCCGACGCAGCUCGCCCUGGCUCCCCGCUUCAAGCUGAUGGACCAGCUGCCGCAGCUUUUUGCGCGUCUCCACUCGCGGCAGCUCAACCUCCCUGAGUGCGAGCCGCAGCCGCCUAACGUCAGCAAGCGCAACUACUUCCGCAGCAGGUCUGGCCGCUCGCUCUACGUGGCCAUCUGCAACAUGCACCAGCACAUUGACCAAGAGCCCGACUGGUUUGAGCGGCAGAUCACGCCCCUGUCCCUGGUAUCGCCAGCCCCACCCUCUGGCCGCAAGCGCGACUCGGGCCUCGCGCUCAACGAGGUGGUGCUGAAGCGGCCCAGCGACAGCGAGCAGCCCAUCAGGAACAGCAUUUGCGUUCCGCCCGUGGUGUCGCAGCAUGGGGUCUUCUCGCUGUCUGGCCCUGCCUCGAAUCUGGUGGCAGGUGACGCAGGGGAGAGUUCGGCCGCUGCCGUGGCGUCCUCUAGCCAGGAGGCGAGGGCUUCGCCGAGGCCUCCGUGUCAUGCCGAUGGCUCUGCGAGUCCCCCGGAAAUGCCCAGAGACUCGGGUAUCUAUGACUCUUCGGUGCCCUCCUCAGAGCUAUCCAUCCCGUUGAUGGAGGGGCUUUCCCCAGACCAGGCUGACUCUUCGUCCUUAACCGACAGCAUAUCAUCAUCCUCUGGACUAGGGGAUGAGGAGCCCCCUGUUGGCAGCUCGCUACAUACCACCGUCUCCACCAUCUGUAAGGCAGAGCUUCACCACAGCCUGGAACAGGGUGAGGCACUCGAAGCACCAGGCUCCCCCUAGUGUCCUUUGCCUGGAUAUGCAUUGCCACUUUACUGCCUUCAUUUUCAUGUGACUCAAGUGAACAAGCCCUCAUGUGGAAUCAAAAGUGAAGAACCCCAUGGUUUCUUGUGUGAGAAUCUGGAGGCUUUCACUGAGUCAUUACAGAAGAAUUUUACUGAACAAGGGGACUGUUAAAGAAAGCAGGUACACAGUAUGUGGCAAGGAUGUGCUAUCUAACCAAAGCGGCUGUGCAUAUUUUUUGUGUACAUCCUUCUUCUGUAGUCUUUAGCACGAAGCAUUGAGUAUAGCAUAAAACUGUUUUAUUCAUCAAGUCCAUCAAAUGACCAAUUACUGUUUACCACUUCAUGAAAAGUCUCAUUUAAACUUCAGUGUGGUGGUGUGUUGGGUUUAUGGUACCAGGAAAAUGUGGUGUUAACCAUAUUUUGAAUGUGGAAAUGGGUAAGCUUCUAAUUCUUCUUUUUUUUUUAAUGUUGACUUUUAUUUAUUUAUUUUAUAUUAACGUUUAUCACUGUUGGUCCCUAUGACACACAGAGAAGUUUGAGAAAUUCUGUAUACUCUGACAUGAUACACAUUCAGCUAUUGUGCAAAAAUGCUAUUUUACCCACUGGUGAUUUUGUUUAUAAUGACUGUUUUGGUGGAGUACUCAUUUCAAGAGCAUUUUUAUUACAUACUUUUGGUGUUGUGGUUUGAAUGUCAGAGCAAAGGCUACAAUAAAUGAACCAGAUUAUGCAAAUAUUUCGAUUCCAAUAAAGUGAAGAGCAGCAAAUAAUUGUAGAUAUUUGAAUUUACAUUUGUCAAUUUACUGAAAAUCUACUUUGUUUUUGUACAGUUUUUAGAAUAUUAGAAGUGAUUUCUACAUUAUAUAUGAACAUUGUACUGUUUUAUAGUACUUUCAUGUAGGAAAUACAUGUUAAUAAAACACAAAUUUUUAUUUGUA
Molecule: messenger RNA, 3250 nt
Organism: Electrophorus electricus (electric eel)
Lineage: Eukaryota; Metazoa; Chordata; Actinopteri; Gymnotiformes; Gymnotidae
Gene: il17rd
Product: interleukin 17 receptor D
Molecular function (GO): interleukin-17 receptor activity
Source: RefSeq, a predicted model, not a curated record